AUGGCGUCUCAAACUUUCUACGGGAGGUCACUGCCUUCGAAGUUGGUUGAUUAUCGGUCUACAGAGUCCAAAAAUCGCCUUUGUCGUUCUUUGCAAUCAGGCCUUGCUGUACCUUACUUAGCUUUGUCAUCAUGUUUUAAUACUCAGGCCGAGCCCGCCUUUUGUGGGUUAAGUACUUUGGCGAUCAUUCUGAACUCACUUCGCAUCGACCCUCAGCGUGUUUGGAAAACAAUUUGGCGGUGGUAUUCAGAAGAGCUGUUGGAAUGUUGUCGCCCUUUAGAGGACAUGAAAGUUUCGGGGAUCACUUUGGACGAAUUUGCUUGCUUGGCAGAUUGUAAUGGCGCUAGUGCAAGCCUUGUUCGGCCAGUUGAUUCUAAAGAACAGUACGAGGAAUUUAUCCAAACCGUUCAUCGUGUUUGUACCGGUGGACGACUGAAACAAAGCGAUCGGGAGAAAAAUUUCGAUGAAGAAAACCCUGAGGAAUUCAUGGCAAUAUCAUAUUCAAGGAAGACACUUGGACAAACUGGAGAUGGUCAUUUUAGCCCCAUUGCUGCAUUGGAUGUUGAAACUAACUCUGUACUCAUUUUUGAUACGGCAAGGUUUAAAUACCCUCCCCACUGGGUACCUCUUGAUCUGUUGUUUCAGUCAAUGUUACCUAUUGAUAAUACUACAGGAAAGAGCCGCGGUUAUGUAGUUUUGAAGGCAAAAUGUGAAUAUCAAGGGAGAAAGGUCUGCUGUAUUUUGAAAGAACCUACAUCUGAAGAUGUCUUGAAAGAUGGCUUACCUGAACCGAAACCAGUUUAUGAGAGUGGAAAACUCAACGGAACAGCUUGUUUGAAGUGUUGGGGGUCUAGUUUGGUAACCAGUCAAUAG
Messenger RNA from Porites lobata, 873 nucleotides. The record is from the annotation of a GenBank genome assembly. Lineage: Eukaryota; Metazoa; Cnidaria; Anthozoa; Scleractinia; Poritidae.